This is a messenger RNA of Impatiens glandulifera, 812 nucleotides long. RefSeq names its product 40S ribosomal protein S11-like. Gene Ontology annotation, cellular component: ribosome; cytosolic small ribosomal subunit. NCBI's taxonomy places the organism in Eukaryota, Viridiplantae, Streptophyta, Magnoliopsida, Ericales, Balsaminaceae. The record is from RefSeq and is a predicted model, not a curated record. Gene Ontology annotation, biological process: translation. Gene Ontology annotation, molecular function: structural constituent of ribosome. The transcript has 6 exons. The coding region runs from base 116 to 598 and encodes 160 amino acids.
CAUAUUUAUAUGAGAGAAGCGUUAAUUUCCACUAGGGUUUCUGCUAUUUGAUCGACUCCGGCGGUUCCUCAGUCAUUCUCUCAAUCCUUGAAGAUUCAUUCAGCAUCUUCCAACAAUGGCAGAACAGACGGAGAAGGCUUUUCUGAAGCAACCCAAGGUCUUUCUAUGCUCGAAGAAAACAGGGAAAGGAAACAGGCCUGGAAAGGGUGGGAAUCGCUACUUUAAGAGCGUUGGUCUUGGAUUCAAGACUCCAAGAGAAGCCAUUGAAGGGACAUACAUUGACAAGAAAUGCCCGUUCACUGGAACUGUCUCUAUCAGGGGACGUAUUCUUGCUGGAACAUGUCACAGUGCUAAGAUGAACAGGACGAUUAUUGUUCGUCGUAAUUAUCUUCACUAUGUCAAGAAAUACCAAAGGUAUGAAAAAAGACACUCGAAUAUCCCUGCUCAUAUUUCCCCAUGUUUCCGUGUUAAGGAAGGGGAUCAUGUUACCAUUGGCCAGUGCAGGCCUAUUUCAAAGACAGUUAGGUUUAAUGUGUUGAAAGUGAUACCAGCUGGAUCUUCUGGAGUUGGUGGAAAGAAAGCAUUUGCUGCCAUUUAAGUUAUUUUUUAUCCCUUUGUUUGUUUAGUUUUCAACAUUUCAGUGGAUUCAUUGUUAUGUUUUAUUUGUUUUGUUUUUUGUUCUGAGUACUUUCAUUGUAUUUCAAGAUCCAUUAGUGUUUUGAGUUGAACAAUGACAAUCUUUGACUAUGAAAAUUUGUGCGCUGGUGUCUAUUUUUAUAUUGAUGAAGAUUCAAAAUUUGAAAUGCUUACAU